This is a messenger RNA of Penicillium paradoxum, 1836 nucleotides long. RefSeq lists its product as uncharacterized. The transcript has a single exon. NCBI's taxonomy places the organism in Eukaryota, Fungi, Ascomycota, Eurotiomycetes, Eurotiales, Aspergillaceae. The record is from RefSeq and is a predicted model, not a curated record. Gene Ontology annotation, molecular function: protein binding. Bases 1 to 1836 code for a protein of 611 amino acids.
AUGCUAUUUGAGCUCCCGCCAGAGAUCAUAUACCACAUUGCAACCCAUCUACCUACGGCCAACGCACUGGCCCAUUUGUCCCAGACAUGUCAUCGCUUACACGAGAUUAUCACCGCUGAAGAUUCCCGUAUAUUUCGAGAGUUUGUGCGAAAUAGGUUCCCAAGCACCGAGAUACCGCCCUUCUGGAAAGAUGCAGCCCAAGCCCUGACCUCCAGGUCCCGUGCCCUGGACAGAAAAGCCAUUAUCGGACGGUUUGUCGUGCCGCCUGUGACUGCAACCAAAAUUGGUUCCCAUGAAGUGAUUCGGCAAGACAAUCCUACUCUUGGAUACAGACCUGCAAUCGAUUCUUAUGAGGUCUGGAAUGGCCAGCGCUGGGCGGAUCGGAAAGAGGUUCUUGCCUGGAGUGCUGGUAACCAGCUGGUGAUGAGGAUCAAACAAACUGGCGCCCACUCGCAAGAAAACUGGCUCUUGUUCAAUGACCUUGACCAUGUGAGCAGCUAUGAUGAUGUUUGUUCUCUGCAUCUUUUGUCCUCGGGCAAGCAAUAUAGCAACGAUCCAGACGUGGAGCAUCUGAUCUUCGGUCGGGUUCGAGGCGAUAUUGCUCACCUUGCCAUCUCUCCCAACGAAGGAGCCUAUGAAUACAAGCACAAAUUCAAAACAGAUGGGCUCAGACUGGAUAAAACAGACCUGAGCAGGGAUAUAUACCCUACUUUGGCCGCUCAUUUUGAGAAUGGGUCCAUUGCUUUCUACCAUACCGAGACGGACAAGGAGGAAGUUGAACCCUUCACAUGGUUGUUACCGGAAAUCGGGACACGAAAUAAAUACUCCAAAUUACUAUCUUCAUCGCUGGUUGCAGUGGGAACGGGUGAGGUAGAAAGGUCCUUGAUGAUUUCAAAAAUCACUCCAGACGGUGUGUCUCCAUAUCGAACAAUUGGAAUCGGCUCUUUGGACACCGAGUCUACAGGCCUCAAAGCGAAAGCCAAUAUUGGCGCCAUUGAACCUCUAAACACACAUAACCUUUCAGGUUCUCCUGGGGAGGUCUUCCUUGCUGCCUGGGAUGACUGCACCGUCAGACUCCACGACCUUCGUUCCCCAAGGCCUUACGAAGUCGCCUACGAAGACGUAACAGACCUCAAUCCCAUAUACAGCCUCCAUACCUUUGGACAUAACCAUUUCCUUGCUGGAGCUGGUGGUGAGGCCUUGGUGAAGGUCUUCGACCUACGCAUGUGCAACACAUACAACUACCUUGAUGCACAAAUACCCGAUUCGCAAGCGCAAAGUACACAAACCACAUCAAAGAGCAAAAAUAGAAACACUGCACCCAAAACAAAAGUACAUCCCGGCCCCCAAAAAGGCUUCUCCUUAUUCCUCUCCGAUCCUCCACCUCCUACAUUCCCACGCCCAAAUCCCCCCCGAUCCCGCAACCGCCCAAGACUUCCCUACCGCGGCCCCAUAUACACAAUGUCCUCGCCCUCACCCUCAUCGCCAACUGUCUACACAGGCAUUGUGGACGGAAUCGUCCAACUCGAUUUUGCAUCGACGGAUGACCUGCUAGGCUCAAGGAAAGAUUGGUACAGCCAAAAUCUAGCCCUGGGCAUAGAUACGGAUUCAGAGCCCGGUGCAGUAUCUUUCCCAGAGACGACCGAGGUGUGCAAUUUGGCGGGUUAUGAGCGCCCAGAUGUUGAUGACUAUGCUACUACUUCUACACUGAGGAAUCAGCGCGCAUUCCGGGAUCUUGCGCCUGGAGAUGUAGUUCCCGGGCAGCGCACGGGUUGGGAUUGUAGGUGGGAGCAUUUGGAGGAGCCUGGGGCUUGGAGGAGUCGGGUUAGGGUUUGA